Messenger RNA from Fulvia fulva, 1323 nucleotides. RefSeq lists its product as uncharacterized. The transcript has a single exon. The record is from RefSeq and is a predicted model, not a curated record. NCBI's taxonomy places the organism in Eukaryota, Fungi, Ascomycota, Dothideomycetes, Mycosphaerellales, Mycosphaerellaceae. The coding region runs from base 1 to 1323 and encodes 440 amino acids.
AUGACAAGAAACACUAUGCCAGAACCAGAACCAGUGUCCGACUCUGCCACAUCCAACUCACGACCCGACUUCGACGCCCUAGUCCAACACCAACUCGACAAACACAAACUUCCCGGCGCAAGCUUCUCCCUCGUCCAUGGCAAAACCAUUUGGAGUAAAGGCUACGGCCUCGCAGAUCUCUCCACCGGACGCGAUAUUGAUGCAAACAUCACCCUGCACUACUCCGCCAGCACAACCAAAGCUUUCCUCACCACCGCCCGGGCCCUCUACAUCAACUCCAACGCCAACAAGCGCAAGCCAGACCAUGAGAAGAUCUCCUUUAGCACCUCUUUGAGUAAGAUCAUUCGUGAUGACUCCGUCCUCCCCAAUCCCUUCUCUACUGAGCGUGUCACGCUCGAAGAUGUCCUCUCCAUGCGCUCUGGAAUGGCUCGACAUGAAUUGGCGUAUGGGCGUGAGGAGGCUUACACGCCUCGUGAUGUCGUGCGCAACCUGCGGAAUCUGCCGGUACAUACGGAGUUGAGGAUGGAGUUUGAGUACUGUAAUACGGGGUAUGUCGCUGCGAGUCAUGCGCUUGAGGUGGUGACUGGACGGCCUUUGGUUGAUGUUCUGCGAGAGUGGAUCUGGGAGCCGCUUGGGAUGGGGAGUACGUUUGGCGGGUAUGAUGAGGUCGUCGCUAGAGGCCAGGAGGGGAGGAUGGCGAAGGGGUAUACCUGGAGUAAGUUGCCUCACCAUGAGGAUUUCGGGGAUGGAGAGUUUCGUGCUGAAGAGCCGAUGGAUCUCAGACCUGUUUCGGGCGCAGGAUAUAUGAUCUCCACUGGGGAUGAUUAUGUGAAGUGGCUCAAGGCUCUGCUCAGCCGAUCAGAUCUCAAUCCUAUCACGGUGGAGAUUACGAAGGGAUGCUUUAGCCCUCGUAUGAUCUGUCCGCCCACAGGCGUGAGCGAAGCUAUCUUCGACGGAGGCCACCUGCUGUACGCUCUCGGAUGGUUCGUAGCAUCGUACAAAGGGCACCGUAUCGUCUACCACCCGGGCGGGUUGGUAGGCGGUGGGUCGAGGGUGCUUUUGUGUCCAUCGAUAAAGUUCGGGACGAGUUUCUUGUCGAAUGGCUUUGGGGCUGGAGAGAGGUUAGCAUCACUGCAGUUGUGGCUUUUGGACCGAGCGUUGGGUCUGGGUGAGAAGGAGUGCGAUGGGUUCGAGAAACGGAAGGCUCAGAGUCGGAUCGGGGAAGAUGGGCAGGUCCAGGCUUUCGGUAUUGGGAUGGAACCGGCGAUGCGUGAUGAGUUGUUCUGGUUUGACAGAAAAGACCGUCGAAAGGUAGAAAAUUAA